This is a messenger RNA of Penicillium vulpinum, 1644 nucleotides long. Its product is annotated as F-box domain protein. Lineage: Eukaryota; Fungi; Ascomycota; Eurotiomycetes; Eurotiales; Aspergillaceae. Gene Ontology annotation, molecular function: protein binding. The record is from RefSeq and is a predicted model, not a curated record. The transcript has 3 exons. Bases 1 to 1644 code for a protein of 547 amino acids.
AUGCUACUUCAACUUCCCACGGAACUGAUACAGCUAAUUCUUCGGAACUGCGACACACCAGCCUACUUCCAAGCAGCCUUUUCAAGCCGCAGGCUUUAUGAGAUUGCUUCCGGCAGCCGAGAAGUCAUCAUUCAUCAGCUACAUAAUACUCCUGGCCGGAAUCGUGGCAUUGAAGCUCACCAAACCAGGCAUCUGUUUAGUGAGUUAAUGAGACGGUCUUAUCAACAGCUAGAUGGCGCAGAACAUUACGCCAGCCCCGCCUACGAGUAUCAAAAUCGUGUGAUUGACUACCAUGCAUCAACAAUCGAGACGUCAGAAGACGGCAUUCGAGCUCUGCUUGUCUUCAAAGGCCACAGUACUGUCCACUUGAUAGAUACGAACGACGGGGAUCGAACUGAAAUCCAAUUGAAAUCCCCAGGACAAGAUAUCGGGGAGAUCGAGAUCAUUCAGACUGCCUUUGAUGGAAACGGCAGAGUUUAUGUGUUGCACCGAUUCAAACCAUUUUUAGACCAAGAGCUGGAUACAGAUCACCCAUUUGUUAAACAUGCACUAGAGUCUCACCCCAACGGGAGUAUUCACCUGGCCUGCCAUCUCUUAAAUCCCCGGGGAAAGAUGAUUCGAAUGUGUGACUUUCCCGAAUGCCGAGAUUAUAGGCCGCUGGCUUUGUCAGUUGCCAACGGCAAGUUUGCAAUAUCAUGGCAAAACAUGCUCGACCCUUUUGAUCAUGAUGUCGUUCUUUAUACCCAGCUCUACGACAAUAAUGAUGAAGAAGAAGAUGAUAUUGAUGAUGAAACGGAAGACGAAGAUGAAGAUGAUUCGAGCGAAGGCGCCGUGGAAGUAGGCAAGGGAGCCAAUCCCUGUAAAAUCAUUCAUGCUGCUUUUGAGGCUUACGUUUUGACAAGCUCCACCGAUCAAGAUGCGUCUGUUCGUCCUUCUCGGAGAACAGGCCCCGUAAUGAGAGACUUCAUCGCAUCCCUGAUCUCUCCCCCAGGCGAGCCAAAGCCGCACGUCAAUGAGAAUGCAUGCACCGUGCAAUUUUCGCCUUCCCUUUCGCUUCAGUUCUCGAUUGGGAUACCAUUCUUUGGUACCCACGACCUCGGCGAUAUAAACCAGGGAGAACAGUGUCAUUGGCAGUACCUCGCCUUCGGAAUUGCCACCCACCGCGUUGAAAAAUGGACUGUGGCAUGUCUCCUGAAGUCUGAAGCAUAUACUGGCCCUCGAUGUACCCAUGUUUUGAACCUCGACCGCGGAAGGCGUUUCGACCACUGGCGGAUUAUGGCGCAGCUUGGGGGAUUCCGGGAAGUAACAACUUCGCAUGGAUCUCCGAUGGCGACUUCGCGUCGUGGAACCCGUGUUGCUGUCGCUAACUGGAAAACCCUCUAUGUCUGGGCACUGAAUCCCUUGGAAUUGAUCAAAGAGGAUACCCCCGGCUUUUAUCCGUCAUCGUGGGAAUCCCCUAUAGGUGCCAUUGAGUUGCGACCGGUUGUCCUCCGGCUAGAGGCGGUUUGCUCUCAAUUGCGUUUCACUGAAAAGGAAGACGAGCUGGUUGCGAUUACUGAUCGUGGAAUGAUGUUCCUGGAUCUCGGUUACCGUGCGAAAGGCAAGCAGGUUUUCAAGAGCCAGGGGGAUGAUAAUAGUAUAUGA